AUGUAUAUCCUCCCAGAAACACGCUACUUCCGCACAGUCUGCAAGUCGAAGUCGUGCCCGGCUAUAUCUACACCUGAGAUGAAGUCUGGACUGGACCAAGAAAGGCGUGAAAAGCUGCCACGUGCAACAAGCAUACACUACACCACUCCGACAAUCUUGGUCCUGUCCCUUCUUGGCGGGAUCUGCUUCGCUCUGGGACAUCACAUCUUCUACCAAAGUCUGAAUGGAAGGCCUGCUCUCAACGAAGCAGUGGUUCUCAAGGUAUCUCAUCAAAGGUUUAACCUCGCCGUGGGUAACGCGCUCGCAUUUGCUGUCAAAGUGUCCCUCGGCAUCGCUGCAUCUACGGCAUACUAUCAGGCGUUUUGGCGGACAGCUCGGAACUCCAAGAGUGGACAAAAGUUGGCGACGCUAGAUGCGACGUUCUCGGUCUUGGAGGAUGCGACCAGCCUGAUCAAUGUGACUGUGUGGUAUCGUUAUCCUCUGAUGUUCACGAUUGCAGUUUUGGCAUGGUGCAUCGCACUGGCAUCAAUCAUCACACCCUCAACACUAACCGUUCAGAACGUCCUGCGAGUCCCUGCUUUGACCGAAAAUCUUGAAGCACCAAACCUCGACUUCGCCAGCUUCGACUUCCUUGCUCCAAUGAUCUACAACGGCUCAGAGCAGUCCUGGCAGUAUUUUGGCAUCAACGACGCUGUCAAACGCAUCGCAUCCACGACCAUGGUAGGAGGGGAGAUACUCCCCAUCAGCGCGCCCUCCGGCUAUGCGAAUGCCAGCUGGACCAUCGACUUCUUCGGUCCAUCUCUGACCUGCGGCAACGCAACGCAGGAGGACGAGCGCGCGAUCUGGUACAAUGUGCUGGAUAGUAUCAAGCCAACACAGACCGCCCCUCCAUACUGGCCAUGCUAUGAGCUCAAUGCUUAUGCGUCGUGGUCGAACAACCCGACUACUUGGCUUCCCUACGGCACAGCUCAGCGUAUGUUCGUUGCCUCAACACCGUGGUCAGCAGAGCAGUUCCAGCGGAUAUGCGGCUUUGGCGAAGAAACCAAUAUCGUUCGAGAGAUAUACGGCAAGCCGGACAGUGCCGAGGACCCAUACCUCUCCGAGCUGUUCGAUACAGCGUCCCUUGUUGAGUGCAAGGCCGUCAAUGCUUCUUACACCGUGCACUUCGACUACAUCAACGGCCAACAGAACUUAACAAUCAACAUCGACAAGUCCUACAACCCCUUAAUCCCCAUCUACAACGUAACAGGCCCCGCUCCAACAGCCUCAAACCCCUCAACCCAUCAAAGCAGCGAAGCGGCAGACCCAACCUGCAGUACCUGGAACGCCCACAAAUCAAGAUGCACCUUCUCCGCCACAACCCUCCGCACCCUCUCCUACCAAUCCAUCACCGACGCCUUCUCCACCAUCCUCCAUGGAACCCUAACAACCUCCAACCCCUCCGUCCAACACCUCCUCUUCCCCCACAGCGACGUGCCCAAAACCCGCCUCACCUCCACCAACGACCUCGCCUGGAUCCCAGCCUACUUCCACUACCUCACGCCCCACACCAUCAACCUCACCGCCCAACUGGAGCUCCAAGCCGGGACCCAAUACGUCGGCCUCUCCAACACGAAAUCCACCUCCACCCCCCUCCAAGGCUCCCUCGCCACCGCCAUCGAGGACCUCUUCGCGAAUUAUACCAUCAGCCUGAUGAGUGAUCCCUACCUCCUGCCGAAUUACACCUCCCCCCGCGCCCCGCAACGCUUCCACGCCGUCACGCUGGAAGCUGACCAUAACGUCUACGAGUACGACUCUGCGACGUUGUGGAUUGCGUAUGGUGUCGCGAUUGGCGUCGCCACUCUGAUAACGGUGGUAGGACUGGUGGUGAUGUGGCUCAAUGGGGUGGCGUAUGAUGGGAGAUUUUCGACUGUGUUGAGGGUGAGUCGCGAGGCGAGUUUGGAGGUGAAGGAUGGGGGAGGGGCUGUGGGGCUGGGUGAGGAUGAAGUUGAUGAUGGACGACAAGCGUUGUCGCGGGAGCUGGGGGAGGGGGUGGUGAGGAUGCGGUGUGGGAGGGGGCGAGGGCGAAGGCUAGGGUGA
Fulvia fulva is the source of this 2079-nucleotide messenger RNA. RefSeq lists its product as uncharacterized. Lineage: Eukaryota; Fungi; Ascomycota; Dothideomycetes; Mycosphaerellales; Mycosphaerellaceae. Bases 1 to 2079 code for a protein of 692 amino acids. The record is from RefSeq and is a predicted model, not a curated record. The transcript is spliced from 3 exons.